Zeugodacus cucurbitae (melon fly) is the source of this 12022-nucleotide messenger RNA. RefSeq names its product vacuolar protein sorting-associated protein 11 homolog (gene Vps11). The transcript has 3 exons. Gene Ontology annotation, molecular function: protein-macromolecule adaptor activity. The record is from RefSeq and is a predicted model, not a curated record. The coding region runs from base 170 to 2560 and encodes 796 amino acids. Gene Ontology annotation, biological process: vacuole organization; endosome organization; organelle fusion. Gene Ontology annotation, cellular component: HOPS complex; endosome. NCBI's taxonomy places the organism in Eukaryota, Metazoa, Arthropoda, Insecta, Diptera, Tephritidae.
AUAUUCGUAUAUCGACUUUUCAAUUAUGAAUGGUUAAAUUUCAGAACAAAGCACUCUUUAUAAUCAAUUCUGUUUCUUAAUUAUAAUAUAAUUUUUUCUGUAUUGUUUAAGAAAUAAACUUAAAAAGUUUGCUAAAUUGUUUUGCAAUAAAAUCCAAGUGCGAUAAAUUAUGAUUGUACAUGAGUGGAAGAGCUGUGAGUUUUUCGACUUUUUGUUGCUCUCUAGAUGUUGUAACGUUGACGUACAAUCGGAAAUAAUUGCGCAUUGUGCCAAUGGAAACAUCUAUAUUUUCUGUGAAGUGUUGGGAGUAAUUCAUGUUUGCUUCAGAAACUCUUGGACAAUAAGUUUUCGUUAUCAAUGCUCUGAUGUUCGAUUCUGCGCUCUCACAACUAAUAACGAAUUCCUGGUUUUAGUAGCUGACGACCAAACUUCUAGGAAAAUUCGUGUAGAUGUAUUAAACAUAGCAAUACUUAACAAGCGCGAUGGCGCUCCAUGUGUAGCUUCAGCAGUUUUAAACCAUAAAGGACGUGUAACUACAGUCCGAACAUGCUUACUAAAAGAUCAUUUGUUAUGUAUUUCUAUUGGAUUGGAUAAUGGAAAUUUAUUAAUUCAUAGAUCGGUUAUAAAUCAGGAUAUGACGCCAAAUUUCUUGUGCAUUUCAACCGGCAAAUGUAGCAUUUUAGGUAUUGAAUUUCAACAUAAAAAAGAUUACCUUUACUUGUUUGUAUGCUCGGAAGAAAAAGUCUGUGUAUAUGAUAUAUUGGGUAAUAAUAUUAGUGUCGAACAAAAUUUAGAAUAUUUUUCAACAACUGUCAGUUCCUGCUCAAUUCUUCAUAACUCUGAAAAUUCAUUUUUUUUGAUUGGGAGAGAGGAUGCACUUUAUUGUUUCACAAUUGAUGGAAGAGGUCCCUGUUAUGCCAUUGGGGGAAGGAAAAAAGUUAUUGGUUGUCUAAAUCAAAAUGUUGUCAUGUUGAUGGAAUCUGAAGACAAUUGCCGAAAUUAUCUUAUAAUAAUAGAUAUCAACAACAGAGCUAUUGUUUUCCAAAAAGAAAUUCCAAACUCGAACAAACAUAUAUUUGUAACCAAUGAAAUCUCAUGCUAUAUAAUAUUCGGAAAUACCAUAUACAUUACUAAGGAACGAAGUCUUCAAAACAAAUUGCAGGUGUUAAUUAGUAGUAAUUUUUAUGAUCUUGCUCUAAGCAUUAUUGAUGAGGAAAAAAGAAAUUUCUUUGGAUGUGUUUUGUUGAAUUUUGGGGAUUACUUGCUUUCUAAAGGAGACAUAAUAUCUGCAACAAAUAAAUACAAAGAAACAAUAGGUCACAUAGAUUCUUACUUCAUUAUAAAACGACUCUUAAAUUCAAAGUACAGUUAUCACUUAUCGCUUUAUAUGAAUGAUUUGAUAAAUAUUGUUAAUGCUUCAAGUUCACAAAAGGAUCUUUUGAGGAGUUGUAAUACAAGAAAUAAUUUAAGAUAUAAGACUAUUACGGAUGAAAUAUGUUAUGAAAAUGAAUUUUCAAAAAAAUAUUUUUGUGAUUUAACAAUAACUACAUUGUCGGACUCCUAUGAGGAUGAUUUGUAUUAUGAGAUAAUAACAAAUCCUCCUAUGACAAUUUCGAAACAUUGGAAGACUAUUUUUAAGUCGAUUAAGUUGACUAAAAAUCCUGUACGUUAUAUAGCUCCUUUAAUUAAUACUCAAGAAAUUUGUAUUGAAUUUUUAGAAUACUUUAUGACAUUCAGUAACAAAAUGGUAGUAUUUGGCGUUCUCCUAGAAUUGCAUUUGAUUGAUUGGUACAGUGAACGCAAAGAUAUUUCAGAAAUAUUAAUUUUUUUACAAAAUAAUUUUACCGCAUAUUCAGAACAAGUUUUAAUAACUUUGGUAAACUAUUCGUUCUGGCCGGGCGUUAUUUAUUUAAAUGACAAUAUAAAGUUGUUACAAAUGCAUUUAAAGUAUUCCAUUAAGUGUUGUGAUUCAGAUAUACCCUUCAAUCUGACGAAAACAUAUGUUAUGAAUAAAAAUAUUAAUUUGCAGACAAUAGAAAUAGAGAAAUGUAGCUCCCAUAUCGCAAAGGAUCAUAUAGAUCGUAUAACAAGUAAAAUGCUGAAUGAAAAUAGACAAAAUAUACUACUAAUAGUUCAAGGAAUAUCAGUACGAACAAAUUUUAAAGUAAUUCACUUAAAGCAACUUUUUCGCAAAAAAAUAUAUGAUCACAAAAUAAAAUCUCGUAAUGAAGUUAAAGUAAUGGUUAAUUCUUUGCGAGGAUUUAUUGAUUUCUUAUCUAGUUUUAGAUUGCGUCCCAUUGAGAUCAGGAAAAGUGUAUGUGUUAUUUGUAAAUGUAAGUUGAGUUUGCCUUCCAUAUAUUUUUUAUGCCAACACGCUUUCCAUUUAGAAUGUGUAGAACACAAUUCAAAUGAGAAAUUGUGCCCUGUAUGUUUAGAUCAAAAAAACUUAAUCAAUGGUACUACAAACAAAAGUAUGGAUCAAAUUAAGUGGAGUAUGCCUAAUACAAUUGAAAUGCUUUCGAUUUUAUUUUCUAAGAACUUUAUAAAUAAUUCUAGUUAAAAUGUAUGCUUUUAUUUCUACAUUGAAUAAUAAAUAAUUAAAUAAAUAUUUGAAGGUUAUAUGCAAUAAUUUGUUAUUGGAGGGGGAAAGCAAAACACAUUUUAGAACAUUAAUUAUAGAAAUAGAGAGAACGUUUUGUACAUGUAAUUACCAUAAAUGGUAGAGUGAAACAAACAUGUUUGAUUAAAUAAAUGUUCUUUUUCUACCCAUAACAUUUUCUCUAUGAAAUUGAACUGGUGUAAAGGAAUUGUUUGAAAAUAACCGCGAAUUGAAAAAUAUCCUCUUAUGAUAUGGAUGCUUUUGUAAAUAUAAAUGCUAAGAUAUAUAUUUUAUAUUGUUCAUACUUAUAUUUGAUUAAAAUAAAAACGGAAUGAGAACAAUAAAGAAAAGUUUUAAAAUAAAUUGGAAAUAUAAUAUGCAGGGGGUCGUGGACGAUACUGUUUAAAAAAAAAUGAAUAGUUAACUGAACUAAAUUAUGAGUGAUUGUACUAACUUUGUCACACCGUCAGCGUAAAAGUUGAUAUUCGUUGUUGUUGUUGUAGUAACGAUUAUCCAUCCAGCAUAAUGGCCUCUCGUUGACACGUCUGUAUCUUCCUCUGCUGCGUGCCACUGCAUCCAGGCGACCAUACCGGUGCUGCGUAAUUUGCGACCGGCCGGUCGAUAGCCUUGUAAGUGGCCAGCAACGUUUCUUUGCUCUUUCCCCAAGUACUACCGGCUAGCGACUUCAGCAUUUUGUUGCGGCUCUGUACUUAAGUGAAUAUCGCGGUCGUGUUUGGAGUGAAGGAGUGCAGAUUGUCAAAUGUGACAACCAAAAUCUUGGGAUUAUUCACAUUCGGUAUUGGUGUUCCAUCGACGUGAAUAUUAAGAUUUAGUCUGUACUCCUUCGUCCAGUUGGAAAAGAUGGUCGCCGAGGAUUUGGCAGGUGCGAGUGCCAGGCUCCUCGCAGAGAAGAAGCGAGAAAGUUCGAGGAGGUAACUGUUCACUUUCGAACACAUGUCAUCGACGCCAGUGCCCGACGUCAUUAUCGUACAAUCAUCUGAGUAGGAGUUAACUGAAAUAACCUCUGGUUGUUGAGGAAGUUUAAAAAUAUAGAAAUUAAACAGUAACGGGGAGAGGACACUGCCCUGUGGAACCACCUGUUUAAUUUUCCUGAGUUUAGAUGUUUUCUUCUUCUUGACUGGCGUAGACAGCCGUUACUCGGUGAUAGCCGACUCCACAACAGCGCGCCACGCAUCUCUCCUUUUGGCAGUUUGGCGCCAAUUGGUAAUACCAAGUGAAGACAGGUCCUUCUCCACCUGGUCCUUCCAUCGGAGUGGAGGCCUCCCUCUUCCUCGGCUUUCACCAGUGGGUACUGCAUCGAAAACUUUCAGAGCUGGGGCACUUUCGUCCAUUCGAACAACAUGUCCUAGCCAGCGUAGCCGCUGUCUUUUUAUUCGCUGGACUACGUCUAUGUCGUCGGAAAACACAUACAGCUCAUCAUUCCAUCUUCUGCGGUAUUCGCCGUUGCCAAUGUUUAAGGGACCAUAAAUCUUCCGCAAAACCUUUCUCUCGAAAACUCCUAGUUCCGUCUCAUCGGAUGUUGACAUCGUCCACGCUUCUGCACCAUAAAGUAGGACGGGAAUGAUGAGGGACUUGUAGAGUUUAGUUUUUGUUUAUCGAGAGAGGACUUUACUUUUUGCCUACUCAGUCCAUAGUAGCACCUGUUGGCAAGAGUGAUUCUGCGUUGGAUUUCAAGGCUGACAUUAUUAUCGGUGUUGAUGCUGGUGCCUAGGUAUACGAAAUUAUCUACAACUUCAAAGUUAUGACUGUCAACAGUGACGUGGAAGCCAAGACGCAAAUGCGCUGACUGUUUGUUUAAUGACAGGAGAUAUUUCGUUAUGCCCUCGUUCACCCAUUCGCUUCUCUUUCCUAUCCAGGCGGGAAAAAGCAGAACUAACGGCGGUGGUGUUGUUUCCAAUGAUAUCGAUAUCAUCGGCGUACGCCAGCAGCUGUACACUCUUAUAGAAUAUUGUACCUUCUCUAUUUAGCUCUGCGGCUCGUACUAUUUUUUCCAGCAUCAGGUUAAAGAAAUCACACGAGAGUGAGUCACCUUGUCUGAAACCUCGUUUGGUAUCGAGGAGAGGUCCUUCCCGAUCCUGACGGAGCCUUUGGUGUUGCUCAACGUCAGCUUAUACAGCCGUAUUAGUUUUGUGGGGAUACCAAAUUCAGACAUCGCGGCAUAAAGGCAGCUCCUAAAGGUCCAACCAGUUUGUUGACGGUGGGCUUUAGUCUUUCACACAGUAUGCUCGAUAGAACCUUAUAAGCGAUGUUAAGGAGGCUUAUCCCACGAUAGUUGGCGCAGAUUGUGGGGUCUCCCUUUUUGUGGAUUGGGCAGAGUACACUGAAAUUCCAAUCGUCGGGCAAGCUUUCUUCGACCAUAUUCCGCAAAGAAGCUGAUGCAUGCACCCUAUCAGUUCUUCGUCGCCGUAUUUAUAUAGCUCGGCCCGCAAUCCAUCGGCCCCCGCCACUUUGUUUUGUUCUUCAAGCGCCAUUUAGCAGGCUCUUCCACAAACUAAGUAUACUCUGGUCAUCAAUAACUAGAUCACCUCUGGGUGUCCUACAGGAGUGUUCUCCGGUCUUGAAACCUUCAGUUAGUCGCCGUAUCUUUUCGUAAAAUUUUCGAAUAUUUCCCCUGUCGGCCAGCUUGUCAAGCUCUUCCUACUCACGCAUUUCGGCCUCUUUUUGUUUGUCUGCAAAUGCGUCUCGCUUCCCUCUUCAGCUCUUUAGCUGUUUUACCUCGAAAUAAUACGGAUGAUUGCCGACCGCUCAGGUAGUUCUUAAUCCAUCUCUUCAGCCCCGGAGAAAGUGUUGUUUGUUCUUCUAGUAGCGUUGUUAAGUUGACCGUGUCAAAAGCUUUUGACAGGUCCAACGCCAUUAGGACGGUUAUCUUACAGGGUGGUUUUUGAUUAAGACCAUGAACUAUCUGGGCGAUUAUGACGCUAAGUGCUGUGCACUUUACGGAAACGAUGUUGAUGUUCUGCAAGGCCUCAAGUGUCUUCACUACUGGGGAAAGGAGAGUUAUUGGGCGAUAAGACUCCCCUUGGUUGGCGGGUUUCCCAGGUUUCAGCAGUGGAACCGCUCUUCCGAUUUUCCAAAUAUCGCGUAUUUUAAGAGUGGUUAGCGACAAAGUAAGUUGAUAUUCGUUACUUCGCACUUAGUUUUAAUUUAUUUUUUAAUAUCUAUAAUCUAGUAAGUAGAUUAAAAAAAAGGUAUUUUAAAAGAUUUAAAAAAAAAAUUAUUCUAUAGUAAAACACUAUAUUUAACAAGUAAGGCAGGGCUAUGUUCUAGUGUAACCAAACAUAUUAAUUUUAUUGACAUAAUACCAGACACACCAGACACAUACGAGCAAAAUUAAUGGACAUUGAGAAGUGCUAUACCCCUGACAGACCGCGGCAUUAAUUUGGAUUAACUGCUUUAAUCGGGGUUAAUUCUCAGACUCCGUUUUCUAAUAUUAUGUUCCCACAGAAAAAUUGAAGUAAUUAAAUUACACUCAAUGUAAUUAAUAAUUAAUACAAUGUUCUCACUGCCGUUGGAGAUUUACGAAUCAGCUGUUUUUGACAUUCAGGCAUAAACACCAAAUAUUUAUUAAAGGAAAAUAUUGUAAUGUCGUACUUUGUUAUAAAAAUUGUCUUUUUUUUAUAAAUAUUCUCCACUCAAUGGAAAUAAUUGAGGAAUUGUUUGAUUUGAACCGCCUAGCAAUGAAACGUUUGUUGCAUGCACACAUAAUACUCAAAAUGGGUAGUCUACAUGGAGCAAAUUCAGCAAGGUCUAUUUGGAUGAAGGUACAUACAUGUGUAUGUAAAUAUUGGUAUUAUAUGUGCAUAUUAUAAUGUAAUUCGUUUAAUUAUAAUGUGUAUAUAAUUCACACUCGUGGCCAAAUGUUUUGGGAAGUCGAUUGUCAGAUGAAUUCAGAUGCAUUCUGUAAAAGCGAAUGAAGCGCAAAUCAUUCAAUAAAUUGUGCAUUAUGUUGAAAGGCUUGGAGAAGAACUACCGGAAAACAAUUCAAUUAGAAAAACGCAUUGCUAUUGCUUUAUAUGCUCUUGGCGCUUCUGCAGAAUACCGAACAAUUGGAAAUAUGUUCGGAAUUGGUAAAAGCACUGUCUGCUCCAUUCUAAUUGAGUUCUGCCAUGAAGUCUGGCGAUGUUUGUGGCCAUUGUAUUUGAAGAAAUUCCCAAUGAACGAAUUUCAAGUGCGGGAGUAUAUAAAUGGUUUUGGGUUUCCCUCAAGUGUUAGGAGCUAUAGAUGGUUGUCAUAUAGGAGUUCGCCCAGCAGCAGAAGAUGCUGUUGACUACUACAAUUACAAAGGCUGGUAUUCCACAGUUCUUUUGGCUUUAGUAGAUGCAAGAUGCCGCUUUAUAUACAUCAACGUUGGUAGUCCAGGCCGUUGUAAUGACUCUUCAAUAUUUGAGAGUUCAUCUUUAAAACGCCAGUUGGCACAAUCUAGUUUAUUUUAAGACAUGAGUAGACAAAUUUCGUCAAUUAAUGUUCUAGUAGUUUUAUUGGGCGACUCUGCGUUCAAAUUAGAUGAACAUUUGAAGAAACCCUACCCUUUUUGUGUAAACCAACCUUCGGAUAAAAAAAAAAUUUAACUAUGUUCUCUCGAAAUGUCGAAGAGUGGUGGAGAAUGCUUUCGGUCGUUUAAAGGCAAGGUUUAGACGCGUUGGCAAAGGCUUGGAUAACCACAUGGUCAACACGAGAGCUGUUAUCAAAACGUGCUGCGUUUGAAAAUGAUGAAAUUAAUGAAAAGUGGAUUGCAUCACAACAAAUCGAAAACGAAACUCGACAGUUCCCAGAAAACGUCUCUUACGUUUGUGGAAAUGUUAACACAAGAGCAGAGGAAAUAAGACAAGCGUUUGUUUCAUAUUUCGGUCAGUAAUUAUUUGAAAUUAUUUUUUUAUUUAUUCCACUACAAAAAAACCAAUAUUUCUAAAUUUUAUAUACAUAUAUAUAAUAUAUACAUUUCUUAAGUUUAUUUAUAUUAAUAUUUUCCAAUUCAUACAUUCUUUUUAUUAUAUUCAUUUAUUCAUUGACAAUUCAUUUUCAUUUAUUUACAUAUGUAUGUAUCUUAAAACUAAAACUUAAAUUUAUCUUCAUUUUUUAAAUUCAUUUACAUUUUUAUUUACAUAUCUUAAAACUAAAACUUAAAUUUAUCUUCAUUUUUUAAAUUCACACAUAUACAUAUCUUAAAACUAAAACUUAAAUUUAUAUUAGUUUUUUAAAUUCAUUUACAUUUUUUAUUUACAUAUCUUAAAACUAAAACUUAAUUUCUACUUAAAUCUAGUUUUGGCGACGAAGGAAGUCGAUGAAAGCGUCCUUCAUUUCUCUGACAUCGUUCACAUACAUGUGUAACAUGUCCAGACGCUUUUCAUCGGCUUCCUUCAUCGCCUCAGUCGCCUUUAGAAAUCGUCCCGCAUCUCCUCCAUUACCAUCACAGCCGUUUUUUUCUUCCUACUAGCCUCAUUUGACGAUGGCCGAGUCGAGCUACCCGAUGUAGAAGGGCCAACGUCAGGGCUCGGGAGCGGCGACUCCCCUUCUAUUUCUUCCUCCAGGUAAAUCGCCUCCAUAUCACCUGAAAAUAUGCAUACAUAUUAAAAACUUUGUGCAAACAAAUAAAAGCAUAAAAACAUUCCAUAAACGUUUUUCAUUUCGAAUUAUGGAACCUCCAAUACAUUUAAAACUUACCCUGUCCUCCACAAGCUCGGCGGAAAAAAAGCUCUUGUAGCCGCCUACCGCUUGGUGUACCGCUUCGUACAAUUUCCAUGUACUCGGGGAGCCACCCGAUGGUCCAAUUUUUUGUUUCUCUUGCCUAAAAUUAUAAAAAAUAAUACUCAAUGAUGUACAUACGUUUACUGCAUAAUUUAUUACCUACCUGUAUUUGUUUGUAAUUAAUUAUGUAAUUUUAUUUUUAUUUCCUGCGCGGUAUAUAUAUGGCCAACAUAUACCAUGGCACAGGACAUCUCCUCAUAUAUGUGGCUGUUCUUCCUUGCAGAACGAAGCUGUGGCAUUUUUUCUUGCCACAGCUGAAUUAAAUCGGCCUCGGCAGCCUCACUCCAAACCACACGUUUCUUUUUUAUGCAUGUUGCCAUUAUUUUGUUUUAUUUUAUAAUUUUAUUUAUAUUUAUUUGCACUUUUUUGUUUUUUGAUUUUAACUUUUGUCUGUUACUUUCUCUUAUUUUAAAAUUGUGUGUUUAUUUUUUUCACUUUGACAGUUUGUAGUGUCCAAAUCAGCUGCGAUUAAACAAAUGUGACCAACAGAUGGCGCAAAAUCAGAGUCGCAUAGGGUGAUUUAGAGUAGUUCAGCUUCAAAUCGCUUCGGUAAAGUGAUUAUGAAGUGUCAUUUUUGUAUGGCGAAAUCUUGUUAAAUCCAGCGGUUUAGUGAGUUAAACGUCUCAAUAACCUAAACCUCGGUGAUUAGCGUCUGUGGGAACAUAACAUAGCACCCAUUUAAUCCUCAAAAUUUUAGAGAGUUAGUGGGUGUUUGUGGCAUUUUCGUUGGCAACAUUGUUAAACAUGGCCGCUUUUAACCUAUUGUGAAUGAAAAUAUGAGAUACUGAAAGCUGUUUUUCAAUUAAAUGUAAACAAAAACAUACGCAUACAAUGAAAUAGUUCAUUUUCUCUAAAAUGGAAGAUCUAAUAAUAAAGUAUUUAUGUAUAUUUGUUUAGUAAUUAGUGAUUUUGUACUAAGUGCAACUAUCAACCCAAUAUUUGCUUUCUAUCCAAUUUUAUUUUACCAAAAUGGAAAUAUUAUUGCCAAUCAGUUGUUUAUGGGAGUUUAUAACUCGCUUUGCUGCCGUCUGUCACCUACAUAUUUUGAACAGAUUAAAAGCGCAGUUAAUCCGAAUGAACUCUGCCGUAUGUCUAGGCUAUUGAUGCGCAUAGAAAUUUUAUGGUAAUAGACGGCAGACUUGUGCGUUUAGACAGUUGAUUGAAAAAUCUAUCAGCACAUAUUCGUCGCUGGUUAUCGUUGUUGUUGUUGAAACUGUUCUCUGUUUGCUUUCUGCCAUCUAAAAACAUUAAAAUUAGUUAUUGUUAAUAUAUUUGCACAUAAUUUAAUUAGCAAAAAAAACAUAAUAAUUUCGUUCUUCUUCUUCUUUGUAUCAAUAAGCACUCAUAAUAACAAAAGCAAAAGUCGGUAAUUUUAGGCAGCAUUGCCAGCUCAAAUUUGGAGAAUUCAGCUAAAUGCACGAAAUUUUUGUGUAUUACUGAUCUGCAUUAAAAUGAGUGAUAUGCGCAAGUUAAAGCAAAUCAAGUCCGCUAAUGUAGAUUAUCGCUGCCGUCUGUCGAGGCUACAAAACAUAAUUUAACCCAUAUAUUCGUCAUAAAGUCCACUAGAAUAGCCAAAAUAAUCAUAUAUUUUAAAUAAGCGCUGAAGUAAUUCCUGAACCGAUUACACUAAUUUUCACCACCAAGUUACAUUAUCUACAAGAAUAUACGCUCACUUAAGUUGAAUAAGUUAUUUCAAAUAUCAACCGAUGUAUAAUGAAUGAAGCCCAACGUAUUUUUUAAAAACCUAUAAUUUGGUAUACGGGAGCUGGAGGGAUGAUUACACUUAGGCACUGAAUUCUUCAUGUUCGACAUCCGCGGUUGUGAACCCAUUUUCUAUCUGUAAUAUCAAGAUGACAAAAUAAUAUUAAGUACCGAAUCUCAUUGAAAUCGGACAAGCAGUUUCUGAGAUAUAGUGUUUACGCAAAAAUGGGCGACGCCAUGCCCACUUAAAUUUUAUUUCAAUUACUGAGUGCAGCUUCUAACUGGCAUUUUUUUAAAUAAUUUUCUACAUAACCUAUAUAUGGGAGAUAGGCGUGGUUAUUAUCCGAUUCCAACUAAUUUGAUAAUAUUUAAUGGGGUACAUAAGGGAAAUAACUGCACAAAGUUUGGUUUAUAUAGCUUUAGUGGUUUGCGAGAUAUAAACCUAUUUACAGGUGCAGCCACUUCCACAUAAAAAAAAAACAAAUAUCUCAUUCCCAAGUGCGAUCCUCUGUGCCAAAUACUACUUUCAAAACUUUAUUUAUGGCUUAGUUAUUACAUUUAAUAUGUUUUCUUCUUCAUUUUGUGAACGUGUAAAUAGACCGAUUUCGUACAUUUUCAAUAGCAACCCUCUCACAGCCCCAAGGAACAUGUAUACAAAGUUUUUUCAAGAUAUCUUAAUUUUUACUCAAGUUAUCCGUUGCACGGACAGUCAGACGGACGGACAGACAGAUAUCUGAAUUUCAAUUCUGACUUACAAACAAACGUUAUGUGAACAAAACUCUUUGCAACAUGUUGCGAGAGUAUACAAAUAAUACAAAACUUAUUAUAAGAAAAUGUAAUUCAUUUCGAGAAACAAAAACAAGACUGUAUUCUAUCAAUGUAUUUACUGAAAAUUAUCGAGACAUGAAAGAGGACCACGCGGACAUUGUGCGCAAUAAGUAGUUACAAGUUCGGCCUUCUUCCUGGAGUUUGUAGUUUUCUGUUCGGAAUCGUAAACUCCGCAACGAUGUCUUUUUCGCCUUCCAUCAUCUGUUACCUCCGCUGAUAUCGUCAAAACUUGCUUGCCUUGAUGAGGUGUUUGCGCUAUUUCUUCCAUAUUUUCCGAAAGUCAGAUUUUAUAUGUAUAUAUUGGAAAUAUUUCGGUUGCAUAAAAUAUAUGUACGAGUUUAUAACCGUCGUAUUUAAUGGGUUACAUCUAGUUAGAAGGCCAAAAAAUUAAGUUAUUUAAAUUUUUUCCAGAAAAAACUUCUAAAAUAAAAGUAUGGCAACUUUGAAGAGUAUAUAAUAAUUGUUAAAAUUGUGUUAAAAUAUAAAAAUAAUUAUUAUCGGUAAUAAGAAAUCUUCGAUUAAGUACUAGAAAAUAUAGUUCAGAAGCCUGUGUAAAAGUUCCGAGAAAUAUUAGUCACCGAAUUUCAAAGCACAGGUUAAAAAAAACAUGGCGUCACACCGGCCUACUACUUUCAAAUGCUCUGAAAAAUUCCAGGAAAUUGUAAGGCUGAUGAGUUGACAAGGCUAGGUACGUCAGUCUUAACCAGAGUAUAAUAGGAACAAGUAGGAUCGCUACAUAUCUUCAUAUGAUUUUCUAAUGGACAGUUGUGCUGAGCUAAGAUGGCCAAGCGCUGGUCGCCGCAAGAUUCUUCUGAUCGAAGAAAAAUUGUAAGCAAUUCUGGUCAGCACUUAAACUUGUGUGGAUAAUACUGGAUAAAGAUAUGCUUUUAUACUAAAACAGUUGGCUUUAUAAACAGAAUCUUCAAAUAAAUUAAAAAACAAAGCAAAACAUUUGUGACGGAAUGCUUAAGUGCGAAUUUAAGUUUUCAUUCACUCGAAAUUCAUGAUACGAAUUUUUCUUUCGUGUGGAAAUUCAAGUGAAAUUCAAUUCAUGCAUUUUUAAAAAUAAUCAAUGAAUUUAUACCUUUAGUCAGAGAAACAUCCAUACCUACUUUAAUAAAAUUGGAG